AUGGCGAAUGGACUUGCGGGCAAGGCCCAAGAGGUCGCAAAGGAGGACUACGACAAGGCUCGAGUUCUUCUCAACCAUGCCGCGAAGAGCGGGUCCUACUUGUAUCCCAUCAAGCUUGCUGUCAUGGCCUUCGUCAACGGGCCGCUUGCCGUUCUCACAACCGCUCUUCUAAUCCUGAAUGAGAGCUCAACCAUCACUGGCAUCAUCUCCAAGAACUACCUGUUGCAGGAGGCUAUUAUGGAUACCUUUGAUGGCACUUUGAUGGCUAGGAACAACUCCAAGGUGGUCGCCGAAGGAAGAGAGCUGAAAGCGCGAGGUGAUUCUAUCCAGAGGCUCGGGAAGGCCCUCAAGAAGCCCUUCGCGCGUUUCAGUGUCAACGAAUUGAUCCGAUAUGUGAUGUAUCUGCCGCUGAAUUUCAUCCCUGGUACGGCUUCCAGUGCACCCGACCUUGCGUAUCCACGAAGAACGCUAACUUUGAUGACGCAGUCGUGGGUACCAUCGCAUUCAUCUUUCUGCGAGGGCGAUCUCGUGGCAACUCCGUUCAUGACCGGUUAUACUGGUUUCGGCGCUGCCCUCUGGGCGGCUGAUAUCGAGGCUAAGGAAAACGAGAUAGCCGGUAGCACGGCACCGGAUCUGCGGGAGGCGGCGAAGAGAGCCGAGUGA
Messenger RNA from Chaetomium globosum CBS 148.51, 663 nucleotides. RefSeq lists its product as uncharacterized. The record is from RefSeq and is a predicted model, not a curated record. Lineage: Eukaryota; Fungi; Ascomycota; Sordariomycetes; Sordariales; Chaetomiaceae. Gene Ontology annotation, cellular component: lipid droplet; ascospore wall; prospore membrane. The transcript is spliced from 6 exons. The coding region runs from base 1 to 663 and encodes 220 amino acids.